Messenger RNA from Fukomys damarensis (Damara mole-rat), 2075 nucleotides. RefSeq names its product proline rich mitotic checkpoint control factor (gene Prcc). Gene Ontology annotation, cellular component: nucleus. Bases 1 to 1773 code for a protein of 590 amino acids. The record is from RefSeq and is a predicted model, not a curated record. NCBI's taxonomy places the organism in Eukaryota, Metazoa, Chordata, Mammalia, Rodentia, Bathyergidae. The transcript has 10 exons.
AUGGCGGGAGUCGGGGGCCCUGCGAGGCCUUCACAAAGUGAAAGUGACUUUGAGAUGGUGGCAGCUCUUUAUUAUACCAUAAAGAAACUGAAGAGGCACCAGGCCUUCCCCCCAAGUUUCCAGGAGUUUGUGACAAGCACUUCUGGACACUUUGCUGCCCGCCGUGGGGGGCGGUGUUCUGCCCCUCUCUCGGGGAGUAAACAGGCACUGGAGGCCACCGUCAGGCAGCCGGCCUGGCUCUGGCGCCGCCGGGGCGACCACGCCUCCGAGGGUGCUGCUGCGCAGGUGCCGGGGCAGAGGCGGGAGGGACGACCCGGGCGGUCCCUGGGUGUGGAGCGGCCGAGCCCCCUUUUGCACCGGAAGCCCCGGGAGCUUCUAGUACUGACGUGCUCUCGGACCAGUCUCCGCGAUGCCGCGGUGACCGAUGGGGCUUGUGGUCCCCUAGCCAGUGCCACUAGACCAGACAAACUACGCAUCCCACAAAUCCUUGCGCCAGAGGGGGCUCCCUGCGGUCGCGAAGCAGGCCCCCUUAGCCCGCCCUCGGACUACAACUCCCGCCGUGCCUUGAGCCGCGAUCCCCGCGGCAGGGACCGUGACUGUCCCAAAGGCUCCCUGGGAGUUGUAGUGCCUAGAUAUCGCCCCCGAGGCCCUGGCCUCAGCCUGCCCCCCCCUGUCGGCGGUGCCGGGCCCCCCCUGGGGCUUCCCAAGCCAAAGAAGAGAACAGAGCCGGUGAAGAUCGCGGCGCCUGAGCUGCACAAGGAGGAUUCAGAUUCUGAGGAAGAUGAACCCACAAAGAAGAAAAUCGUCCUUCAGGGAUCCGGCGAGGGGACUGGUUUGUCUGCCUUGCUUCCCCAACCUAAAAAUCUGACUGUGAAAGAGACUAACAGGUUGCUCCUGCCCCAUGCCUUCUCCCGGAAACCCUCAGAUGGCCCCGCUGAUGCCAAGCCCUCCAGACUGGCCUCUAAGGCCAAGCCCUCCUCUCUUGCACCUGUUAUGGGCACCACAACCACCACCCCGUCGCCCUCUGCCAUCAAGGCUGCCGCCAAGAGUGCUGCCCUGCAGGUGACGAAGCAGAUCACGCAGGAGGAGGACGACAGUGAUGAGGAAGUGGCCCCUGAGAACUUUUUCUCCCUCCCUGAGAAGGCCGAGGCAGCUGGAGUUGAGCCAUACCUUUACCCCGUCCCCACUGUCCCUGAAGAGCUGCCUCCGGGCACAGAGCCGGAGCUGGUGUUCCAGGACGAUGCAGCCAACGCCCCCCUCGAGUUUAAGAUGGCAGCGGGCUCCAGUGGGGCCCCUUGGAUGGCUAAGCCUGGGGAUGACUACAGCUACAGUCAGUUCUCUGCAUAUGGCGAUGCCAAUGCCGCUGGUGCUUAUUAUCAGGAUUAUUACAGUGGUGGCUACUAUCCUACGCCGGACCCGGCCCUGGUCUCCUCCCAGGAAAUCGCCCCCGACGCCUCCUUCAUCGAUGACGAGGCAUUUAAGCGGCUACAAGGCAAGAGGAACCGAGGGAGAGAGGAGAUCAACUUCGUGGAGAUCAAAGGUGAUGACCAGCUCAGCGGGGCCCAGCAGUGGAUGACCAAGUCAUUGACAGAAGAGAAGACCAUGAAGUCGUUCAGCAAAAAGAAAGGUGAGCAGCCAACAGGCCAGCAGCGGCGGAAACACCAGAUCACCUAUCUGAUUCAUCAGGCUAAAGAGCGGGAGCUGGAACUGAAGAACACCUGGUCAGAGAACAAGCUCAGCCGCCGCCAGACCCAAGCCAAAUACGGAUUCUAGGGCUCUGGAGCCGACCACUCCCAGAUGUCCCAGCCCAGGCGGCACAGCCCCCAGCUUCGCCUCUGGGACCCCCACCACUCUAAGCCCAGGACCUCUUUCCCUGAGGCCCCAGCCCUCGCCUCUGCGAGAAUGAACAUAUUUGAUAGGUUUUUCUUAACAAGUUAGAAAAUCUAGCUCCUUCCUUUGACAGAUCCAGCAGAGACUUAUGUGCUGCCUGCACGGCCAGCUCUGGGAUGGGAGUUCCCUGCCAGGUGUGGUCAGAUGUUGGACUCUCCCCAACCUUUUUUUUUUUUUUUUUAAAC